AUGAUCGGACUACUAGCCCUCACUUCGAUCCCAACGGUGACAGGAGUCUCCCUCGCCUCCAGCGAACAGCGGAAGGCUAACCAGCGCCGCGAAGAAGCCCGGCGAAUGGUGAAGUUCAACAUCUUUGCUGAGUGCGACGGAGACACAGACGAUGACCGCGACCUCAACGGCAUGACAAUCGUUGUAAGAGACGAGAAGGUCUAUCUUGCAGAUCCGAACCCCGCCAAACGUGACCCGCCGGCUUUCCAGGCGCUCGCGUUUUACAUUGAGUACCCCGAGCCAGAAGAGUUGAAAUACCUCAAGCGCGAGCGCGGCUUCGGUCUCCCAACUUACGUUUCGGACAACCCGCCUCUGUUGAACUGGAUCUAUGCCGACACGGUGACUCACGAAUUACGGUAUGGGAAUCGGUCACAGAGUGUGGAGGAGGUCGUUGAGCCUUGGGAUUGGUGUAAAGAGGAGCGAGUGAUUUCUCUUGAAGGGUGGCGAAAGCGAUUCUAUGCCGUUGAAGAAGAGGAGGGGGAAUGGGCCUUAUAUUAUGAUCGCGAUGGCGAUGAACUAGAGUCUGUUCUUGAUGAGCAGGACAUGUUGGAUUGCGCUUUCGUGCCCGUUACUUUGAUCAGGAAGAUCGUUGAGGAGAGGCCUCCCCCUCCCCCUCCAGCUGCUUCCCAGGCACAGGCUGGUCAGAAGCAGGCAGACAGGAAGCAAUGA
Messenger RNA from Penicillium olsonii, 708 nucleotides. NCBI's taxonomy places the organism in Eukaryota, Fungi, Ascomycota, Eurotiomycetes, Eurotiales, Aspergillaceae. The record is from the annotation of a GenBank genome assembly.